AAAAGAAAACUGAAGAGACUGCAUCACUGCGUACAGGACAAGCUCCAAAGCAGGACUCGGAGUUAAGUGGCAACACUGGCAAAAGAGAUGGGCAUCAAGGAUGGAGGGCGCGGCGAGCCGGAUCAGAAUAACGCUGCCAACUCCUAAGGUGGAGACCCAGAGUCUAUGCGGCAGGAGACGGUCACGUUCUGCUUCAUCACUACAUUCAGCGUCCCUGGGACAGGUACAAGCCUGGGAUUCGACAGCAUCCCUGGAAAGAAGAAACUUCUGAUGAUCCUCAGGUUACGAAUGAGAAUUUUAACGUAGUGAAUGGUUUUCAGUGAACUGCAAAUUCUUCUCAGAGAGAAGUGAGGAACCAUAGUGCACUUUGCUGUGUGACCAUCCUGUGCUUCGCUGCAGUGAUCAUCUCCCGGUUCAGAACUUUACGCUCACGAGAGAGUUUUCACUUUCAACACAGUUGAAAUCAAGGUUCAGCCAUCUGCCAAAGUAAAGAAUGGAGCUCCUAUGGCGAUUGUCUGCCAUGCUGAUAUUAGCAAAAGUACCGAUUUCCAGCUGAAGCAUAAUUUUACAAUUUUAAAGGAUGGCAAGCUUGUAUUCAUGACUGUAUCAGACAAAGGAGAAGCACGCUAUGAAAUAUCUACAGCUAGAUCUUCAGAUACAGGAGACUAUGAAUGUACUGUGGAAGCAGGUGGAAAGACAAAGACUAGUAACUCCUCACAUGUUUGGGUAACAGGAAUGACAAAGCCAAUCCUGACUGCUGAGAAAAAAGAAGUUUUGGAGGGUGAAGUUGUGAAAUUACGUUGUGAGUUGCCAGAAGAAGUACCUCCUUUGUUUUUCUUUUUCCGGAAGAUGAAGAUGAAUUCAACGCCUAAAGAAAAACAUGUAUUUGAACCACACAGAAAUUUUUCUGUAGUGGAGUUUUCUGUUGAAGAGGGAGAUAAUAUUUUACAAUUUGAUUGCUUUGGUAGGAGAAUUGUAAAACUUGAAUACGAAAACUCAGAACACAGCAACAAAACGCUUGUUACAGUCAGGGAACCAUUUAUAAAGCCUACUCUGAGUGCCAGGCCCUCAAGUAAUGUUACAGAAGGAGACAGAAUGCAGUUUGAAUGCUCAACUGUUGUAGCCCGACUGCGUGAUAUUGAGAUCAUACUCCAGAAAAACAAAACUAUACUGAACAGUGUACGAGAUGAGAAAGUUUUGAAAUACACUGCGGUAGCUACUCUAGAGGACAGCGGUGAAUACCUGUGUAAGGUGGAGCAAGGGAGAGCAUCAAAAAGCACCAAACUGAAUGUUUUUGUGUCAGAGUUAUUUCCCAAGCCAAUAUUGGUGGCUCCUAUGAGUAACCUGGAUGAAAAUAAAGAGUUAACUCUGAGUUGCAGCAUUAGUGGUUUUCGGAAAGCCAACUUCUCUAUUUUGCGGAAAAAUUCAAAUGGAGACGUCUGGUUAAAGAAUUCCAGAAACUUAACAAUGAGAGUUAAUGUGAAUGAUACUGGAUCCUAUAGCUGUAAAGCUGAAGUAAGAGGAAUAGUCAAGGAGAGCAAACCUGUAAGGAUAAACGUUUAUGCUCCAGUCUCCAAGCCAACUCUUUCUGUUGUCAGUGGUUUGCCAGAGGUGGUGUUAGGCAAGUCUCUACGGUUGAUCUGUCAUUCGGUAACGGGAACACCACCAAUAACAUUCACAUUCUACAAAGGAAAUGAAGUUAAGAAAACAGUAAUUAAUGACACAUAUGCUACAUUCUUGGAUGAAAACAUUAGGGAAAAUGACAAAAGAGGAUACAAAUGCGAUGCUAGAAACAAUCACUCCAGUGGUAUGAAGACUAGCAGUAUUCUAAACAUCACAGUGAUAGUACCCAUCAAAAAUGCCAGCUUGGGCAGCGUUCCUAAUGGUGAAGUGGAAGAUGGCAGUGAUAUUGCUUUUCUCUGCACUGUGAAUGAAGGAUCUUGGCCAAUCCACUUCAAGUUUUUUAGAAAAACUGAUCAUGAAGUUCUGCUAUAUGAAAGAAGUGAAAAUGCAGACAGAAUGCUGUGGCGCAAGAAAGGAAUGAGCAAGCAGGACGUGGGGUCAUAUUACUGUGUGGCUUCUAAUCGAGCUAAGAUGGAUGUGAAAAGCCAUCCAAUAACCAUCAGUGUCAUCUUAGCAACUUGGCAGAAAGGAGUCAUUGCUGCAUUUGUCCUACUACCUAUUGCAGGAGCAGUAACUCUCACUUCUUGGUGGUUUUUGUAUAAGAAGAAAAAGGCUAAAGGACCGUCCAUGGAGAUGUCUGGUUCUGCCUUGGCUACAAACUCGACAAGUGAAAAACUGACAAGACAGCACAAUGAUGGAGACUAUUAUUCAGGAUCAGGUUACAUUGAAGAUAGUGAAAAUCACAUGAAACCAACAGAUGAGAGCAAAGGACCUGACCUUGAGAGCGCAGAUGUGGAGUACACUGAAGUUGAAGUAUCAACGCUUGAUCCUCACAGAGCUCCUGUACAGAAGGGGACUGAAACAGUUUAUAGUGAAAUCAGAAAAGCUAAUAAUGAUUCUGUGGAAAACAGACACUCUAGAAUAUACGGGCAUCCUGAUGCCACUUAGAACAGUCAUCUCAAACAUCAGCUGGGAGAAGAACACAAGCCAAGAUGGAAGAUGUUGUAAAUGUUCAAAAGCCUCCAGCGCUUAUUUAUGAAUUUGCCAGGCUCUUCUUUUCGAAGUUUAUUUCCUCAGAGGGAACAACAGAGAUGUUCCUAAAGCAUAUAAUGGAAAAAAUGACAAAAAUUCUCAUACAGAAGUGGAUCUAGAAACCACUGACCGAGGUUCCCAUCUUUAAUUUCUCCUGCUAAUGCAAUUUUGCCUAUCUAGCCUCCAGUUCAUCAUGCUCUGAGGAAAUAAAAGGUGAAGCUACAGCUGAGGAAGUCCAUUUCUGCAGUGCAGUAACUACUGUGAUGCAAGUAGGAUGUAGAAAUACCUAAGCUUGCUUUAAACUAGCUAACUUGGUUAUCAGUACCAUCCUACUGUGGCAGAACAGAGCUCAGCACAGCUUGGCCAGCCAUGUACGUACUUUGAUGAGAUCUUGCAGCUUGUGCUGAGCUCCCUGUGCUGCAGCAGCUGGACUGCUACCAGUCUUGGAGCCGGCUAAUUUAUAGCUCACUUGGAUGCUACACCGCAGUCGGGGCCCAAUGGAAAAGUGAGCUUUGGGCUCUCUAAAACUUGAAUAACUGUUCAGACAUUCAGUACUUUACCAAGUGCUUCUAUCAGGAGAGGCACAAAUUUUCUUUAUUCUUCACUAAAUUGCUUUCCCCCCCUUGAAAGUUCUGAUGCUCAUUGGUUACUUUGGUGUGGUGGUUCUUCAAAGAAUCGUUGCCCAUCACAGUUACUUUGGAUGAUGCCAAAUAUAGAUCUUGAGUGGGUGGAUGUACUGCACCCAGGUCAGUGAGUUUGUACCUGAAAAUCCUGUUACAUAUAAUCCUUAUUCCUAUGAUUUCAGGAGAGAUCUGAAGUCUCACUCGUCUCCAGUUUGUCCAGUAUGGAACUCCAUACAUGUCUUUUCUCUCUGUAGUAUGAUAAGCCACUAACAUGGGUCCAGUUUGGGCCUGGAUUUAAUCUUUGCAGCCCAUGUUUAUCUCAGUUGCAUUAGUUUAAAAAAAAGAACACAAAACAAACCAGAAAAAUACUGCCCCAAAUCCCUUAAACAGCUGGUCUUUGACACUGCAAUUGCUUUCCUUUUCUUACUGCAGAUUAAAUUGCUACAAGAUCUGGGCCACAGGUAAGAAGGUUCUCAUUUUAAUUAGAAAAUAGUGAAAGAGAAGACAUGGAGUUGUAUAUACAUAUAUAGUUAUUGCUUUAAGCGUUGCAUCAAAGGCACAAAACCAGCAAGAAAUACAAAAGGGUUUUAUAACCUCAUUCCACACAUUUAAUUUUUCAGUAUCCAGUUACUGGCUAAUAUUUCUAAUUUAUUGUUCCCUGUGCAAAUGUUGUUUGUAUCAUAAGCCUUUCACAAAUGACUGACUUCACAGCACUACUCAGUCGACAAAUGUUCUUUCUACAUCCCAUGAGUGUCCAUACAAAUGCAU
Molecule: messenger RNA, 4046 nt
Organism: Cuculus canorus (common cuckoo)
Lineage: Eukaryota; Metazoa; Chordata; Aves; Cuculiformes; Cuculidae
Gene: PECAM1
Product: platelet and endothelial cell adhesion molecule 1
Exons: 18
Coding region: 505-2571 (688 amino acids)
Biological process (GO): cell surface receptor signaling pathway
Molecular function (GO): transmembrane signaling receptor activity
Source: RefSeq, a predicted model, not a curated record